UUGAUCGUGAAAUCGAGAUGGAAAGGAUUGUGAUCCGUGAGCUUAUCCUCUCGUCUCGAGUUUCCCCAAAUCAUCACUCUCACAGUGCACAACAGUCAACAGUCACUUCUCGUUCCACCAAAGAAUACCAAAUCUAGCUUUAGGGUUUUGAACUUUUGAAUCCUCAAACAAAAGCCCCGAAAUUCCUCAAAACCAUGAGAGAUCAAGGCCCGCAAUCCAGCGUUUUCUACGAGCUCUGCUCCAUGAUCUUCCAGAUCCUCCGAACCCCUCCCCUAUCUCUCCCAUUUCCAACCCUAACAAACGUCGGACCGUCCUCCUACAAACCGAUAUCGCCCGCCGCCUUCGGCUCGCUCUUUAUCGGGAUUUCGGUGGCUCUGAUGCUCUUCGGGUCCCUCACGUUCUUCAUCGGCUUCAUACUGAUGCCUCUGGUCAUUGGGCUCGUCUUGCUCUUCUACUUCGCCGGCUUCGUCUCCAGUUUGUCCGAAUUGGGCCGCUCCAUUCUUUGCCCCGUUGACUCCCAGAAGAAUGGGCCUGCAUGGAGCUAUGAAGCUGAGGCUUACGACUAGUUGAAGCAUGGAGAAAGCUAGAAAGAAGAGAGCAUUUUUGAGGUUAGCUAUAUUGUGUACAAGAGAUUAGUAGGGUUAUUUUUUUCUUUGUAUCGAUAUGUUUCUCUUGGCCCUGGCCCCUGGCAAUGGAUAUGCCAACUUGGCUAUGGGUUCUGAAGGUCUUGCAAUGUAUUUUUCCUGCCACUUAGUUGCGUGGUUUUCAUUUACUUGAGAACCCUUUUUGCAGUUGUAUAAUUUGGCGUUGUUAUAUUUAUAAAGAAUCUGCAUGAGCAGAUUUUAGUUGUCA
This is a messenger RNA of Alnus glutinosa, 852 nucleotides long. RefSeq lists its product as uncharacterized. The coding region runs from base 195 to 566 and encodes 123 amino acids. NCBI's taxonomy places the organism in Eukaryota, Viridiplantae, Streptophyta, Magnoliopsida, Fagales, Betulaceae. The transcript has 2 exons. The record is from RefSeq and is a predicted model, not a curated record.